Molecule: messenger RNA, 3072 nt
Organism: Atta colombica
Lineage: Eukaryota; Metazoa; Arthropoda; Insecta; Hymenoptera; Formicidae
Gene: Clbn
Product: nuclear export mediator factor NEMF homolog
Exons: 10
Coding region: 88-3072 (994 amino acids)
Biological process (GO): ribosome-associated ubiquitin-dependent protein catabolic process; rescue of stalled cytosolic ribosome
Cellular component (GO): RQC complex
Molecular function (GO): tRNA binding; ribosomal large subunit binding
Source: RefSeq, a predicted model, not a curated record
ACUAAACUGUAGAGUUGAGUGUAGAGUAUGUCGAACUGUCACUGUUUUUCGAUAAAUUUUUCAAAGAGAAAAUAAAACCAUCAAAAAAUGAAGACACGGUUUAAUACUUAUGAUCUUGUAUGUUCAGUCACUGAACUACAAAGACUUAUUGGCAUGCGUGUCAAUCAGAUAUACGAUAUAGACCAUCGCACAUAUCUUAUACGCCUUCAACGUAAUGAAGAAAAAUGUAUUCUUUUGCUUGAAUCUGGUAACAGAAUCCAUAUUACAGUUUUUGAAUGGCCUAAGAAUGUAGCUCCUUCAGGAUUCUCAAUGAAGAUGCGUAAACAUCUUAAGAACAAAAGAUUAGAAAGUCUUAUGCAAGUCGGUACGGAUCGAAUAAUAAAGUUACAAUUCGGAAGUGGUGAAGCUGCCUACCAUGUAAUUUUGGAGGUAUAUGAUCGUGGUAAUAUAAUUUUGACUGAUCAUGAAAUGGUCAUUUUAUAUGUGUUAAGACCUCAUACAGAAGGAGAUAAAAUUAGAUUUGCAGUGAAAGAGAAAUAUCCCUUAGACAGAGCUCAUUCCACAACUAUGCCACCUACAGAUGUAAUCCAUGAGCAUAUUCAAAAAGCUAAGGAGGGCGAUAGUCUUAAAAAAGUAUUAAAUCCAUUGUUAGAAUUUGGUUCAGCUGUGAUUGAUCAUGUUUUACUUAAAGCCGGAUUUAAUCUUGGUUGCAAAAUUGGUAAAGAUUUUCAUAUCACUGAAGAUAUGCCGAGAUUAAUUCUAGCACUCGAGGAUGCUAAUAAUAUCAUGGAUUAUGCAAAGAAAAAUGUCUCAAAAGGCUAUAUUAUACAGAAAAAAGAAUCGAAACUGACUCAAAAUGGCAAGGAAGAUUUUAUAUUUGCUAAUAUUGAAUUUCAUCCUUUUUUAUUUGAGCAAUAUAAUAAUCAACCUUACAAGGAAUUUGAUUCUUUUGAUGCCGCAGUGGAUGAAUAUUUCUCUAUGAUGGAAGGACAAAAAAUAGAUUUGAAAGCUCUGCAACAGGAAAGAGAAGCUUUACAAAAAUUAGAAAGAGUGAGAAAGGAUCACAGUCAGCGAUUGAUUUCGUUAGAAAAGACGCAAGAAUUAGAUAAACAAAAAGCAGAAUUAAUUUCAAGGAAUCAGAUUUUAGUGGACAACGCUAUACUAGCUAUACAAAGCGCCUUAGCAAAUCAAAUGUCUUGGCCCGACAUUCAAGUUUUAUUGAAAGAAGCUCAAGCCAGAGGUGAUCCUGUCGCUUCUGCUAUAAAACAAUUAAAAUUAGAAACGAAUCAUGUUGCCCUAAUGUUGCACGAUCCUUAUGAAGACAGUGAUGAGGAAUCUAAGCUUAAACCUAUGAUGAUUGAUAUAGAUUUGGCGCAUACAGCAUUCAGUAAUGCCAAGAAGUAUUAUAGUCAAAAAAAAUCAGCUGCAAAGAAGCAACAAAAAACGAUAGAAUCCCAGGGAAAAGCUUUGAAAUCGGCCGAAAAGAAGACAAAGCAAACACUGAAAGAAGUGCAAACCAUACAUACCAUUAAUAAAUUAAGAAAGACAUAUUGGUUUGAAAAAUUCUAUUGGUUUAUUACAUCCGAAAAUUACUUAGUGAUCGGAGGAAGAGAUCAACAGCAGAACGAAUUGAUUGUUAAAAGAUAUCUGAAGGCAGGAGAUUUAUACGUUCAUGCAGAUUUAACUGGCGCUAGUUCUGUCGUAAUAAAAAAUCCCAGUGGCAAUCCUGUACCGCCAAAAUCAUUAGCAGAGGCAGGUACAAUGGCUGUUGCGUACAGUAUAGCUUGGGAUUCGAAAGUAAUAGCUAGUGCAUGGUGGGUGCAUCAUGAUCAAGUAUCCAAGAGUGCUCCUACUGGUGAAUAUCUUACUACCGGAUCCUUCAUGAUACGUGGAAAAAAAAAUUAUCUGACGCACAGUCAAUUAAUUAUGGGAUUGGGUAUUAUGUUUCGUUUGGAAGACAGUUCCAUAGAACGACAUAAAGAUGAAAGGAGAGUGAAAACAAUAGACGAGGAAAGCGAAAAAGCGGAUUUGAUAGUUGAAGAUGAUGGAGAAAUAGAAUUAGAAGGAGAUUCGGAUGAAGAUGAAAAUCUAGAAAAACAAGAACAAAAUCUAGAGAACAAAGAUACAUUACAUCCAAUUCAAGAGGAAGAUCAAGAGAAAUCAGAAUCUUAUAUAACAGAUUAUAAUGUUAAAAAAGAUACUUGUGGAGAAGAUGAAAAAGAUACAGAUGAAGAUACAAAAUAUCAAUUUCCUGAUACACAAAUUAAAAUUGAUCUUUCAGGCCCAAAGGUAAAAAUACAUGUUGACAAUAAUCAGCCUUUAAUGCAAUCUCAGAAGGACACGAAAGAAAACGUGGUUUAUUUAGGAGAUGACAAACCUAUUAUAAUAAAUGCAUCAACUAUGGAGAAACAUGCAAAAGCAAAACAAAAAACACAUCUAAAAGAAUCAACAAAAAAGAUUGAAAAAGAUGAUAAAAAUGAAAAUGAUAAUAAAAAAGGAGAGCAACCUGCGUUAAAACGAGGGCAAAAAGGAAAGCUUAAAAAAAUGAAAGAAAAGUAUAAAGAUCAAGAUGAGGAAGAUAGAAGGCUUUCAAUGCUCGUUUUGCAGUCGGCAGGUGCAGCCAAAGAAGAUAAAAGAAAAAAUAGGGCUAAAGAUCCGUCCGGGCCAAAGCAACAAGGAAAGAAAAAAAUAAAUCCGAAACCUAACAUUCCAUCACAAUCUAUGCAUACGAUAGAUAACAUUGAUGAUGAAGAUACAGGUCCAAUUCCUGAAGUUGAUAUGCUUGAUCAAUUAACAGGAAAGCCUAUUUCAGAAGAUGAAUUAUUAUUUGCUGUUCCUGUUGUAGCACCUUACAAUACUUUACAAAAUUAUAAGUUCAAAGUGAAAUUGACACCUGGUAUUGGUAAGAGGGGCAAAGCUGCUAAAACAGCUAUAGCUGUAUUUCUCAGAGACAAAGAAAUUUCUUCACGUGAAAAAGACCUAUUAAAGGCAAUUAAAGAUGAAACAAUAGCCAGGAAUAUACCUGGAAAAGUAAAAAUAAGCGCCCCUCAGAUUCAAAAAUUAAAAAAAUAG